Messenger RNA from Paramecium sonneborni, 5245 nucleotides. The record is from the annotation of a GenBank genome assembly. Lineage: Eukaryota; Ciliophora; Oligohymenophorea; Peniculida; Parameciidae.
AUGAAAUUUAUUAAGAAAAGCUUGAAAUAUUAGAGACUUUAACUGUAAUAUUUGAUAGGGCAUUCUUAGGUAGUGUUAGAACAAGAAAAUAAAUUGUUUUGGGCUUUAUGCGAAUUUAUUAGGAUGUUUUAGACCAUAGCCUUAGUUUUGUUAUAUCAGUAAAUAAUUCGAAUGUUGAAUACAAAUUAAAAAUUUUUAGAACCAUCAUACACUUAAGAUAAGAUAGAAUUAAUAAGCAGAAUAACUAUGCCAACGAUAUUAAUUCUAGAAUAUUUAUCAUUAGAACAGAUAAUAUAUUUCCAGUUGAUAUUUUUGGCUUUUCUUUUUCUUAUGUUGUUGAUCAAUGUACUUGCCUUAAGAAUGGAAUAUCUUCAUUUUAAAGAGAUGAAAUUUUAAAACAAAAAGCAAUUUUGCAAGACAGAUGGAAGUAGUUUUUGUAUAAUUAUUUUUUGUUAUUAUUUAGAAUCUCUCAAUUUAUUAAACAGCACUUACAAUGACAACGAUUUUAUUGAACAUUUUUUGUUAAAAUAAUUAAUGAUAACAGAUAAUGGUUCAUUAAUUGAAAUGUAUUUGUAUAGGACAUCUGUGCUAACUAAUUAUUUUACUCAUAUCUUAUUUUUGCCAUAAAUUUAUUGGAUAGCAAUAAUAUUCUAUAGAAUAUUUACAUCAUCUGACUACUAAGUUGCUUUAUUUGCUUUAAAUUUUACUCUUAAUUCUAUUCAAUUAUUUUUUUUAAUAAUUUUAGAAGCAUUAUCAUUAUAUAUGCAACAAUCCUAUAGAUUGAAAGAUACUAAUUAUUUACGAUUAAGAGUCACAACAUCUUUUAAAAUAGGAUAAAUUUUAAGGAUUGUACCUACGGUAUUAUAUUUUAGUGUUUUGUAUUUUAUGGAUCAUGAUAAAAUAUAUGACAAUUAAAUAUUUUAAUAAGUAAUAAGUUGUUUUGUACUUUUGAAUCUAUUGUUUGAUUUAUAGGAUUAAUCACAAAAUGUUCCUUUUGUUUAGCCAUUCAAAAUAUACGUCUUUCAUUUUGCCUUUUCAUUCACUUUUGGAAUUAUUUUUACAAAGUUGUUGCAAUUUUCUAUAACAGACACCAUAACAUUAACUCUAAUGAGUAUGCCUUGUAUAUGUAAAAUGCUUAAUCAAUUGACUGAUUACCAUUUCAAAAAUAUUGUUAUGAAAACAUUACGUGCAGAAAAUAUGCCUUUAAAAUAAAAUGUCCUAAAAAGAAAUUCAUAAACCAUAACAAAAUCUAUGGCUAUUAAUGAUGAAGCUCAUUAGAUUGAAAGGUUGAUUUGGAUGCAGAAGAUUGAAUAAGUGAAUACUAUUAGAUUUAGUAAUAACAAAUAUUUUUUACAAUUUGUACGUCUAUAUGAAUUGUAAGGUAUUUAAAAACAAUAAGCAUAUUGUCCUACUGAUGUAAUAAAUCCAAACUAAUCCAAAUUUUUAAUGCAGUGUAUUAUUUUAAUCAAAACUCAUAUUGAAUAAUGCAAUAAUCUCUAUUGCUUUUGUAGAGGAUUUAUGGGUGAAAAAAAAUAGGGUUUGGAAUUAAAUUUAAAAAAUCAGUAAAUGAAAAUAUUUUCUGACUAUUCUUAAUAAAACUUAUUAGUUUCAGUUGAUUUAAUUGAUAGAUAUAUUAGAUAUUACAUAAAACUGAUUUUGAAUAUCGAAAUUUAUGUUACCCAACCAAAUUUAACUUAUAUAACCUAAUUAAUUAGUUAUUUAGGUCAAUCAGAUGAAUGCUAUCAAACUUGGUUAUAAAUUAUGGAAGUGAAAUUAUAACUGUAAGAAUAAAAAAAGCCAAUCGAUCAUGUUGUUAUUAAUUUAAUGACUAGUUAUACAAAGUUUCUGACUCUUCAAAGAACAUAAUCACAUUUGGAUGAAUUUUAAAUAAAAAAAACCAUUUAAUAUGGAGAUUAUAGGAGUACUGAACAUUAAAGAAAUCAUUUCUUCAAUAAAUUAAUAGAAUGUUUAUAUAUGAAACAAAAUUAUUUAAUAAAAUUAAGUAGUAAUUAAUUGAAUUACGAAGAAGUUUAAAAAAUUUACAUUGAUUAAAAUAAAAUCCUUGAUAAAUUGUAAGGGAAUUUAAUGCAAUUUUAUAAAUAAUCUUAGUGUAGAACUUCAACGUUAUUAUUGAUGUUUUUUUACUUAGAAGUACGUUGUGAUUACUUUUCAUUUUAGCAAUUUAAAAAUGUAAAAUAUAUUUUAAUAUUUUAGAGUCUUAAAUCUAAAGAGAUUAAGUUUUUUGAAAUCUUAUAACUUUCUCAUUAAUCUUAAAUGGUAAGUUAUCUAAAGAUUAAUCUCUCUAGAUUUUCUAAAUAUAAAUGUAGAGGAGAGAUCUUAUCUCGUUCAGAUAAUUCAUAUAAUUUUUUUGGUUUUGAAAGCAUGGAUGAUUUUUGUAAUUAAAUUUAGACUGUUCACUAGUUAGUACCACCUUUAAUAUCUAAAGUACAUAAUACUAUAAUGGAACUAUUUUUAAUGAGUAGCAGGCCAAAUGUUUUGAGGUAGGAACGCCAUUUAAUAGCAUAAAAAGCAAAUCAAGAAAUUUUAUUUGUAGAAAUGUUUAUUGAUGUAUGUUUUACCAUUACUGCUACAUAAUUUCCUGUUUAUUGUUUCCUUUAAGAAUUGAAACCAAUUGGAAAAUUUGAAAAUAUUCGUGGUCAUAUAAUAAUUGAUGAUUAUGAAAUAAUUUAAGGUAUAAGCUCUUAUGCCUAUUAAUCUUUUUUUCUUGAUUCCACAUAGGAGAUUUGCAAUAAAGAAAUCUCUAAAUUUUAUAGUGACUUCAAUGAAAAUGUUUAAAAGCUUAAUUUGAUGAUGGAUUCAAAAACAGUGCGUUAAAAACAGAAAAAAACAUAAUUAAUGCAUAGUCCUGUAAUUAAGCGAUAGAAGAUGAAUAAAUCAGUUUAUAAUCACUAUAAAUUAAGAUUGGAAGAUCAAUUAUUUGUUAUUAAUUCAUAGAAUAAGUUUCUUAUAGAUUUAACAUUGACUCUAACUUAUGGAAUAGUCAAUACUAAAAUUUCUAAAGUAUAAUUAUUGAUUUAAUUUAUAAUUUAUAUAGUUUUACAUAAUAGAGUUUAAUAAGGUGCAUUAACUUGAGCUUACAGAUAACAAUCCUAGUGAUUAUUCUAUCAAUCUUUAAGAUAGUAUUAGGUAAUCUUCCAGAAAAACUGAUACUCUCUAAGAUAUUUAAGAAAAUGAGAAAGCAAGUAAUGAAUCUUCUAUUAGAAUGAACCAAUACUCUUUUCCUUAAAUUAAUGAACAAUGUAUUACUGAAUCUUAGAAUUAAAUAUAAUAAUUGAAUCAAGCUCCAUUUAAAUAAAGAAAAAGAUUGACUAUAAUAAAAGCAGAAAGAAAAUCAAAGUUUUUCUCUAACAAAGGUAAUGCUCGCAUAUCAAAUUCAGAUAAUUAAAUGAAUAAUGAAUAUUACUCAAAUUAAGAUUAUUAGUCAGCAACUUCUUAAAAAUAAUAAUCUGAAGGAUCAAGAUAUCUCUUCAAAGGUGUCUAAUAUUAUGAAUUUUGUAAUUCAAACAAUGAGAAGAUAUUAUAUACUUUGCAUCUAAUUAAUGCAUUAAUCUUUGUUAUUAUUAUAACAUUCUUGCUCAUGUAUUUACUAAAAUACAGAUCACAGUGUGAAAUUAUAAUUCCAACUUUUGAAAUCUUAAAAGCAUUUACAUCCACAAAUUAUGUUGAUAGUGUCUAAUUAUCUUUAAUUUUAAAUAGUCCAAAUACUCAAUAAAUAGGUCUAUUUCAUUAACAUUUGAAUCGUCUUGUAAGAGAACAUUCAUUAAGCUUUAUAGAUUAACAAAAAAAUUAUUUAUUAAAAUCCCAAAUAUAAGAUGUAUUGAUAAAUACAAGAAGUUAAUAACAAAAUUAGAAUUAAAUAGAUGUUUUAUAUAUGACUUUUACGAUAUUGUAUGAUUAAUUAGAUUUUGUUCAGAAUCAAAAUUUGAUUUCAUUUGAUGAAGUACCUACUUUCGUUAAUCUGCUCAAAGAAUUUCAAACAUAUAAAUUGGUUUAUCAAGAGAUUAAUUAACAAUUAAGAGAGUAGGUUUAAGCAUCAAUUAAUAAUUUUAAUGAUUCUUAACGUAGUCUUAUAUUUGCUUUUGUUUUUUUAAGCAUUAUUGUUUCAUUUGUAUCAUUAUUUGCCUAUUAUAAUUAUUUUAAAUAUUUAAAGAAAAUUACUAGAUGCAGUGAAUAAGUUUCUGUAGACUGUAUUGAUAGAGAAGUCAAUUAUUGUAUUAACAUAAUAAAUAAUAAAUAAGUAAGAUAUUUUUUAAUUAAUAGUAACUUAAUAUUUAUGAGCUUAAAAUGGAUUUUACAUAAACUUAAGAAAACUAAACUCAUUAUUCAAGUUUUAAACCAUUAAACAAUACUGGUUUAUAGAAAAUUAAGAGAUAUUUAAAUUUAAAAGAUGUCAUCACAAUAAAACGAACACUAAACUUUCUUUAUCCUUUACUAUGUUUAGCUUUCGUUUUAAUUUAUCUCCUAUUAACAUAUUUUGAUACUCUUUAAGAAAUGUAAACAUUAUUAGUUAAUAUUGAAAUUUACAAUUAAAGUAUUCAAUAUUUAGAAUCAUUUUCUAUUUUGUGUCAGAGUAGCAUGGUCAAUGAAAAUAAGAAUUAUUUAAUAAAUAAUAACUAUCUAACAACCUAGUAAUUACAAGAGUAUUACAACUAAAUUGAUUCUUCAUUAACCGAUCUAUAAGAAUCAAGUAAAAUUAUUUAUAUUAUUUGUAGGUUUCAGGAAUACUCUAAGUAACGAUUAAUUAUAAGUUAACAUUUGCAGCAUUCUGAUUGCAGAAAUAGAUAUUGAAGUCUGCGAAUAAUUGCAUCAAGGUUUAUUGUAGAAUGGAAUAUUGGAAUCAGUCCAGUAUUAUCUGAUACAUUAUAUGAACAAUUAUAUUUCUAAUUUAGAAAAUUUAAUUGAUUAUUCUACAUCAGAAGAUGCAAUAGCUAUAAGUUUCAUAAUAAAAGGAAUAAAUAAUUUUGUGGAUUAAUAAAAAUUAGAUUUAGAAAAUUUUAUCAAUCAUAAUUAAAAUAAUAAAUUGGAUUGGUUUAUUUUUAUAAUUUCAAUAGCCAUAGUUCUUUAAAUUACAUUAUGGCUUAUUUAAUCUUGGAAUCUAUAAUAAAAAUUAAGAUUAUUAAAGAAGUUUGUGUUUUUAUUACCCAGAACUAGUUUAUAUAUGAAUGAUAGUUUUUUGAAGACACUAAAUUAUGUUUAAAGACAUUAAAAUGAUAUAUGUUAAUGA